AUGGCAUCAGAUAGUAACUUCGUACAAGCAGCAAUUUCUCGCUUUAAUGAUCACUAUGACCAUUGGAGCAUGUUGAUGGAGAAUUUCUUACAGUCAAAUGAGUAUUGGCCAAUUGUGGAGGACGACAUCGAUUCUCCGACAGUAGGCAAAAUUUUGACGAAUGCUCAAAAAAUAGAGUUGGAAGUGAAAAAACUGAAAAAUUUGAAAGCGAAGAAUUAUCUCUUUCAGGCUAUCAAUCGUCCCAUCCUAGAAACUAUUCUUUGCAAAGAAACUUCUAAAGAUAUUUGGGACUCCAUGAAAAAGAAAUAUCAAGGCAGUGCUAGAGUGAAGCAUGCACAACUUCAAGCCUUGAAAAGGGAUUUCAAGACUCUGCAGAUGAAGGAAGGAGAGGUUGUCAUAAGUUAUUGCGCUAGAACAAUGGAGAUCAGCAACAAAAUACGAUUUCAUGGAGAGAAGAUGAAUGAUGUCACAAUUGUUGAGAAAAUAUUGCGCUCUUUGACACCAAAGUACGAUUAUGUAGUUUGCUCCAUUGAGGAAUCAAAAGAUAUAGAUGAGUUAUUGCUGGAUGAAUUACAAAUCUCCCUAUUGGUGCAUGAACAGAAGAUGAACCGCAGUUCAACUUCUAAGGAGCAGGCCUUAAAGGCUUCUACUUUUGUUCCUUCCAAUUCUAGAGGAAAGGGUAGAGGUAGAGGUAGAGGAAGAGGGAGAGAAGAUAGAGGAAAUAGAGAUGGCGGCAGAAAUUUUAGAGCCAAUAAUGAUGGCAAAGGUAGGGGGAAGAAUUUUGACAAAUCAAAAGUCGAAUGCUAUCGAUGUCAUAAAUUUGGUCAUUAUCAAUCUGAGUGCUACACUAGGCUGCCUAGUGACAAGGACAAGAAGUCAAAUUCUGUUGAAAACAACGAAACCGAGACCCUGUUGAUGGCAAUAGACACAGAAGAAAACUCGUGCAAGAUGUUUGGUAUCUGGACACAGGCUGCAGUAAUAACAUGA
Molecule: messenger RNA, 987 nt
Organism: Capsicum annuum
Lineage: Eukaryota; Viridiplantae; Streptophyta; Magnoliopsida; Solanales; Solanaceae
Exons: 1
Coding region: 1-987 (328 amino acids)
Molecular function (GO): zinc ion binding; nucleic acid binding
Source: RefSeq, a predicted model, not a curated record